AUGGCGUAUCGACGCUAUCUCGAGGUCAGCACGCAAAGAUGUGUGAACACGUUUAUAGAACUGGCUGAAACCAGUUUAUUUUUAUCCACACUCAUCCCCGACAGCUGCAAAAUCCAGUAUGUUACACUGACGCCACGCUUAGAGGCCAUUGAGUAUGCUCAUAGUGGGUUAUCUGUUUCAGAAAAUAUAGCUCUGGACAAAGUAACCACGCAGAGUUCUUACUACAGACAGGUUCAAUAUUCAUCACUUGCUGUAGAUGGAAAUUUAACACAAGGUUCAUAUGCAAAUAACUGUAUACACACAGCAACCAUGGAUCCGUUCACCUGGUGGCAGGUAGACAUUGGCAGAGAAUACUACAUACACAAGAUAGCUAUUCACUUCAGGACAGACUAUAGCAUCCGCAGGAAUGGUGUUGAGGUGUACAGCUCUGUUGAUGUAAACCAAACAAACACUGGUCACCCGUGUGGUUCAGCAACAUCAAACAGUUCAGAUGUGACGUGGAUACCAAAAUACACACAACAUGAGUGA
Molecule: messenger RNA, 528 nt
Organism: Gigantopelta aegis
Lineage: Eukaryota; Metazoa; Mollusca; Gastropoda; Neomphalida; Peltospiridae
Exons: 3
Coding region: 1-528 (175 amino acids)
Source: RefSeq, a predicted model, not a curated record